AUGCCUCAAUAUUUUCAAAUCCUGCGCUUAAUCUUGCGGGCUCUUGAGUCUGCUCAGAUUGUAUUUUCACUAGAAGGCGUGGUCUUUGGGUCAUGCCGGCAGCCCCUCAAGAAGGCUCCUGGUCUCAGAAAACCGUCUGCACAGAUUUGGUUGUCGGAAACGAUGGAGCAGGAUGCCACUGGGUUAAAUGAAUUGUCAGAAGAGAGUAAGGUCAAGCAUGCCAUCACAGAAUUCAAGUCUAAUUCACAGCAAGAGAUGCAGUAA
Messenger RNA from Echinococcus granulosus, 264 nucleotides. RefSeq lists its product as hypothetical. The transcript has 2 exons. Bases 1 to 264 code for a protein of 87 amino acids. Lineage: Eukaryota; Metazoa; Platyhelminthes; Cestoda; Cyclophyllidea; Taeniidae. The record is from RefSeq and is a predicted model, not a curated record.